Messenger RNA from Ananas comosus (pineapple), 2408 nucleotides. RefSeq lists its product as uncharacterized. The transcript is spliced from 8 exons. The record is from RefSeq and is a predicted model, not a curated record. Gene Ontology annotation, biological process: protein phosphorylation. Bases 139 to 2004 code for a protein of 621 amino acids. Gene Ontology annotation, molecular function: ATP binding; protein kinase activity. NCBI's taxonomy places the organism in Eukaryota, Viridiplantae, Streptophyta, Magnoliopsida, Poales, Bromeliaceae.
CCCGGCGCGCCCCCGGGCCGCGCCGCCGACGGAGGGGACGUCUCGAUCCAACCCGCUCCCUCCACCGCCCUCACCGUCGCCGCCGCCGCCGCGGCGGUCAGGGACCGCGCCGAGGAGGUGCAGGCCGAGGUCCGCGCCAUGGCACGCGCCGCCAACGUCUCCGUCUACUCCCCCGAGCUCCUCUCCUCCCGAUACGGAUCGAGGCCCCUCAAGGUGGUUUUGAGGACGCUGGAGAUCUUUACGACGUUAGGGUUUUUCGCCGGGAAGCUGUUCGUGGACGAGAAGAGGGGGCUGCUCGAGCAGAAUAAGCGGUCGCGCGCGGCGGAGCUGCGGAGGACGUUCACGAAGUUGGGGCCGACGUUCGUGAAGAUCGGGCAGGGCCUGUCAACACGGCCCGAUAUCUGCCCGCCGGAGUAUUUAGAGGAGCUCGCGGAGUUGCAGGACGCGCUCCCAACAUUUCCUGAUUCAGAGGCAUUUGCAUGCAUUGAGAGGGAGUUGGGCUUGCCUCUUGAGUCGAUCUUCUCAUCGAUAUCGCCUUCACCAAUUGCCGCCGCCAGUUUGGGCCAAGUGUACAAAGCCCAGCUGAAGUACUCUGGACAGUUUGUUGCUGUUAAGGUUCAGCGGCCCGGUAUUGAAGAGGCUAUAGGCCUUGAUUUUUAUUUACUGAGGGGUCUAGGCUUCCUAAUAAAUAAAUACAUCGACUUCGUCACCAGCAAUGUCGUUGCUCUAAUUGAUGAGUUCGCGAGAAGGGUUUACCAGGAGCUUAAUUACGUCCAGGAAGGCCAGAAUGCACGCAGGUUCAAGAAGCUGUAUGCAGACAAGCAAGACGUAGUAGUCCCAGAUAUCUUUUGGGACUACACCAGUGCUAAGGUGCUAACAAUGGAUUGGGUUGAUGGUGUCAAACUGAAUCAGCAUCAAGCAAUUGAGAAGCAAGGGUUGAAGCUGUUGGAUUUGGUAAAUAUUGGAAUCCAAUGUAGCUUGAGGCAACUUCUAGAGUAUGGUUACUUCCAUGCAGACCCACACCCUGGUAAUCUACUAGCCACCCCUGAGGGGAAGCUUGCUUUUCUUGAUUUUGGCAUGAUGAGCGAGACCCCAGAAGACGCGAGACUUGCUAUUAUCGGCCACGUGGUUCACAUGGUUAAUCGUGACUAUGAAGCAAUGGCUCGCGAUUAUUAUGCCUUGGAUUUCUUGGCGCCUGAUGUAGAUGUUUCUCCGAUUGUACCCGCUCUCAAGAACUUUUUCGAUGAUGCGCUGAGUUCAACCGUAAGCGAGCUGAACUUUAAAACCAUAGUCGACGGGUUGGGUGCUGUUCUUUAUGAAUAUCCAUUUACUGUUCCGGCCUACUAUGCAUUGAUAUUGAGAUCACUCACGGUGCUCGAAGGUCUAGCUCUUUAUGCCGAUCCCAAUUUUAAGGUGCUUGCUGCCUCAUAUCCGUAUUUUGCUAAAAGGCUUCUCACUGAUCCAAAUCCAUAUCUCAGAGAUGCUCUAGUUGAGUUAUUAUUCAAAGAUGGCAGAUUUAGGUGGAACAGGCUUGAAAAUCUUCUUGUUCAAGGACGCAAAGAUAGGGACUUUACGACCAAAGAAGCUUUGCAACCUGUUCUCAAGCUACUACUGGGCCCCGGUGGCGAAGAGCUACGAGCACUAGUCGUGAAAGAAGCUAUUCGUGUCACCGAAGCUGUGGUAUUUGGAGCAUUGCUUGAUGCAUAUAGUGCAACUCCUGCCUUUUUGAAGCCCUUAAUUUCAAAUGGCAGCGACGCUGGGCCAUUUAAAUUGCGUGAUGGUGAGCAAGAACAAAUGCUUGCGCUUCGUGAUCAAGUUUUCAGAAUAUGGGGUCUCUUGAGAGCUUCGGAUAGUUUCGAUCCAAGCCUUCUACAACCAAUUUUACAGGUUCUUCAAGAACCCGAGGCCCGCAGCUUAGGCGAGCGUGUUGCCGGAGGGAUUACUCAACGCUUAGCGGCUCGUUUGCUGCAGCAAGUUCUCAAGUCCCCAGCCCCGCCUCAAUAAGAUAAGCUAUUGUUGGGCUAGCCCAGGAUUUCAACCGGCCCGGCCUACCCAAGAAAGAUCUUGUAAAUCUCAGGUUGCCCGACCCGACAACGGCCGAGCUGGGCAAAUGCAAGCCACUUAAGGGGGUGCUAUUGGGCGGAUCGAGUCCAAUGCCCCUUUCAGUUGUCGAAUCGGGUUCCGAUCUAAGAACCCUAUUCUUAAUCCCUUGGUCCGAUUGAGUCGUGUACGAUUUCAAUUUGGGUUAUCAUUCAAGAGAUUUUGCAGCCCAAAAAACUGUGGACUCUUGUAUAUGAAUUUCAUUACCAUGAGAAGGUGAGGGGUUUAGUGCUUUAGGUUGUAUUGAACUCUAGAUUCAAUUCUGAAUCUUUAAUACAAGGUUUUAAGUAUCUGUCGGUACGGAUCAU